Symbiodinium natans is the source of this 1197-nucleotide messenger RNA. Lineage: Eukaryota; Dinophyceae; Suessiales; Symbiodiniaceae. The record is from the annotation of a GenBank genome assembly.
AUGGCUACCCUGGGUAGCCAGCCCGAGAGGUGUCGAGGAGUCCGAGCCCCCUCAGCGAGCAGAGUUCUUCGCGCGCACCACGGAAGGCCUUUGAAAGCUGUGGGUGCACUAGCUGCCCUGUGCGGACUGCUGUUGAGCCAUGUGCAUGGCAGUUUUGCGGCAUUCGUUCCCGUUUUUCCGCGGCAGCGGGGUGCACGAGUGAGGCUUCUAGCUGCAGAGUCCGAGCUCUCGUCCAAGAAGGCCGAUCUCGUCGAGCGCCUCAAGGCAGAGGCCAAAGCGGCCAAGGAGGCACGGUCGAAGGGCUUUGCGACGAACACGCAGAGCUUGGAGCGCCUCAUCGAGAGCUUUGACUCCGAGAACCUGGGCCCAGUGGAGGCUGCUGAGAAGCUUCUCACCACCGAGGACCUGGAGUACAAUGACGCAGUGCUGAAGAAGCUGCAGAAAGCUAUGGGGCGCAGCCUGCAACGCGGCGAUCACGACUCACUUCACCUGACCGUGGAGAAGCUGUUGCAGUGGCCAGGGCUGGAGCCCACCCAGGAGGAAGCCGAGGCAAAUAAAAACGCGCAGUCUCUCCCGUUGUUUUUCACGAUGUUUACGGCGGUACGCGCCUACUGCAACGACAACGCGGAUUUCUUGGACAUGAUCCAGAUCGGCACGACUCUAGAGGCAUUGAUGAAGCUGGCCCGAAAGAUGUGGGCGGCGGAUGAACGCAUCAACAACGCAAUGACGCUGAUAUUGAACAAGGAGCUGUACGAGAAGGGGCGUGACCCGAUCGACGGGCCGGCGGACAUCAUCGGAACGCUGGGUCUACGAGAAACCUUUCAGGUCAUGGCCUACGCUGCCCUUGACAUGCCCAAAGAGGAGAUGAAGCAUGUAGAUGCAGUUUCUUCGAUGGCAUGGGCGCUGGCAACGGCCAGCGUCCCCUUGGCCUCGCUGCAAAUCAAGGUGGCCAAAGGCAUAUUGGCCAACAUCGACAAGGUCAUGCCUCCAGACAUUGGGAAGCUUUUCGUCGCCAUGCACGAGAUGGAGUGGUUCAAGGACAAGGACUCCAUCGCCUACCUGACCCAAGCCCUUGUCUCCCGAGUGCAAACCUUGAAACAGGAGGAUGCAGGCCUGGCCAAGGCCCUCGCGGCGCGCGUCUCUGAGGCAGAGGCUGAGGCAAAGGCGGAGGCCGAACAGGCAACGGAUGGGGUCUAG